Messenger RNA from Cryptomeria japonica (Japanese cedar), 2746 nucleotides. RefSeq names its product O-fucosyltransferase 2. Bases 328 to 2289 code for a protein of 653 amino acids. The record is from RefSeq and is a predicted model, not a curated record. The transcript is spliced from 10 exons. Lineage: Eukaryota; Viridiplantae; Streptophyta; Pinopsida; Cupressales; Cupressaceae.
CUCUUGGAAGUAUUACUGUUAGUGUGGAACAUCAAGUCGUUUUCUUUUUCUUUCAUAUAUGACGAAUGCCAUUGCUGUUGUAAUGAAAGGCGGGCGUUUCAGGCUUUGCAAGCACGAGAAGCAAUAUAUUUUAAAUUAUACGCCAGCUUCCGCUUCAACCUCAACCUACUCUGCGGUUGAGAAGUGUCCCACCCAGCCAACAGAUUCAUGUAUAUCAUAAUAUUUAUCAUUUGCUUAAGGAGAGGAAGGGAAAUUGGGAAAUUUUGUUCGCGCAUACCUCGGCUUCCGAGGUGAAUGAGAAUUGAUGCUUGAUGAUGCAGAUGCAAAAUGGGUUCUGAGUACAAUCACGAAUCGUUGGAGCAUUUGGAGGUAUGGAGCAACGCGUGGGUGAAGAGAUCGAGUCCCACGCCCAGAAGCAGGCAAGGCUCUCCAAGAAGCCCAUCUCUUUCUCCCUCUUCAUCUUAUUCUCCCUUCAGAGAUGGCAAUGGAAUUUUGCCCUUUGUAAAAACAGGCAGCAGGUUGUCAAACGCCGCCCCUGCGUCCCCAAGGCAUAGUAGUAGGCUGGGAUGGAGGAAUUUCGUGUUCCAGGCGAAGGGAGAUGGGCAGGGGAGAAGGCAGAAGAGAAGGCGUGUGAGAGGGAUCUCCAUUGCGCUCGGAUUGCUGGCUCUCUUCUUUUUGUUGGAUUGGUGGGUGUUAUCCCGUUUGCAACAGGAGGAUGUUAAUUUUCACCGGGAGGACCACAUUCCAAAUAAAUCGAGGUGGUUUGAGGGAGAAUGGAGCAAGUUUGCAAAAGGGAAAAGGCCUCCAAGGGUUAUGUAUGAUAGACUUUUAGCUUUAGCAGCCCAUGCUCUUGCAGAGGGUGAGCACAAUCCUGAACCUCAAGAGUUGUGGGAAGAACCUUUCUUGCAGGCUUCUGCAUGGAAGCCUUGUGCAAAUGAGAGCAACUUAAACCUUACAGAACAUGCAUCUCCAGGAAAAAGCACUGGUUAUAUUUUAGUCAGUGCAAAUGGAGGCCUGAAUCAGCAACGUGUAGCGAUAUGCAAUGCUGUGGCUGUUGCUCGAUUACUAAAUGCAACUUUGGUUCUUCCAAAGUUCCUUUACAGCAGUGUUUGGAAAGAUAGUAGCCAGUUUGGAGAUAUAUAUCAAGAGGAUUAUUUCAUAAAUUAUCUCAAGCCUGAUGUCAAUAUUGUGAAAGAACUUCCUUUGGAGCUGCAGUCAUUGGACAUUGAGGCAAUUGGUAGCCUUGUAACUGACAUGGACAUCAUGAAGGAGGCAAAACCAAGUUUUUAUCUUACGCAUAUUCUUCCUCUUCUUCUGAAAAACAGGGUAGUUCACUUUUUGGGUUUUGGCAACCGUUUGUCCUUUGAUCCAAUACCAUUUGAAUUGCAGAGAUUACGAUGCAGAUGUAAUUUUCAUGCUUUGAAAUUCAUUCCUAAAAUUCAAGAGACUGGGGCAAUGUUGGUUCAGAGGAUGCGUGAACAUGGUCAGAGAUGGGGCCCUUUAGAUCAACAGUUGAUGGGGGAAUCUUUACAUGAUAAACAUGCUAAAGAGGGGAAAGAUAGUUCUCUAAGGUCUACCAAGUAUUUGGCUUUGCAUCUAAGAUUUGAAAUUGAUAUGGCAGCCUAUUCCAUGUGUGAGUUUGGGGGUGAAGAGAUGGAAAGAAAAGAGUUACAAGCGUACAGGGAUAUUCAUUUUCCCACACUAACAAUGUACAAGAAGAGUGUUAAACUACCUUCUGCUGAAGCUUUGAGAUCCAUGGGUAGAUGCCCUUUGACACCAGAAGAAGCCGUUCUUAUGCUUGCUGCAAUUGGUUUCAAACGUGGAACACACAUUUAUCUUGCAGGUGCUCAUAUAUAUGGAGGACAAUCAAGGAUGGUUGCUUUGACUAGCCUAUACCCUAACCUGGUCACUAAAGAAGAUCUCUUGUCGUCAGCGGAAAUACAACCAUUUGCAAAUUAUUCAUCUCAGUUGGCAGCACUUGACUUCAUUGGUUGUGCUGCUGCUGAUGCAUUUGCCAUGACAGACUCGGGCAGCCAGCUUUCAUCUCUAGUGUCUGGUUUUCGAACCUAUUAUGGUGGUGGACGCCUACCGACCAUACGACCCAACAAGAAACGAUUAGCUGGCAUUUUCUCCAAAAACACUACCAUAGAAUGGAAUGAAUUUCAAGAAAGAAUCAGAAAGACUGUUAGAGAAAGUAAAAAGGUGCAGGUUCGUCCAAUUGCAAGGAGCAUUUACAGACACCCUAGGUGUUCCGAAUGCAUGUGCCAGAUGAAUAGUUCCCAAACAUAAGCUUUUGUACAAUAUCACGGUUCUUGUUGAUUUUUCCUCCGGGUGUAGUUAUAGCUCAUGUCGGCUUCCUUCCCUUGAGGGGUUUGGAAAUCCCCUGAAAUAAAAUUUAGGAAUUAAGCAUCAUUCUUUUUGAUUAAUCAAUCUUAUUUUAUGUGCCCAUUCUUAUUCAUUUGAAAUCAAAUGUAUUGGAGAUUUUUUUGUAUUUGUUGCCCAUUGCAUUAUCUGAAGGCUACCUGGUGAAUGGUUUUCGACGGUUGAGUGGGCAGAGAAAUGACGUCAGCUUGUUGCUGAUUUUUUCAUUUCAUUGUAAUAGACAAUUUUUUUGCUAAACACAGCAAAUAUUCAAUGUUUAAUUCUUCCUCUGACAAUUUAUUUGACAGCAAGAGACCUUUUGGUCACUGUAAGAAUUGUUCGUUGAAAAUUUCAGUUGAAGAAGAAAACAAAAAAUUAUCAAGCA